Messenger RNA from Syngnathus typhle (broad-nosed pipefish), 2159 nucleotides. RefSeq lists its product as uncharacterized. The transcript is spliced from 14 exons. Lineage: Eukaryota; Metazoa; Chordata; Actinopteri; Syngnathiformes; Syngnathidae. Gene Ontology annotation, molecular function: carbohydrate binding; signaling receptor activity. Bases 224 to 1873 code for a protein of 549 amino acids. The record is from RefSeq and is a predicted model, not a curated record.
UAGUCAUUCAAAUCACGUGCAUGUUCAUUGAUACUACCGAUGAGCAGUUGGUGUGUAGCACCAACAGGAAUGUUUCAAACGCUUGUUGCACAUUUUACCACUUAACUCCAAAGGUCUGUACACUUUUCUGCCGAGCUCUCCCUCUCUGUGGUUGGGCGUCAACAACAACAUCACGAAAGACGGCAGCGAGUGGACUGACGGAUCCCCGUUCGCUUACGUGCUCAUGGACGGCGAUGACCCCGGUGACCUCUCUGGUGCACCCUGUCUUUCCUUACUCACAAGCAACGGUCGCUGGAAGUUUGACAAUUGCCGGAAGAAGACAGGCUACAUCUGCAAGAAAAGAGGAAACACGCCAAAACCUCCGCAGCCUCAUGACGGCUUUAAGGAGAUCCUUGUCUGCGACAACCAUUCUGCUGACCUCGUAUGUGAGAGUGAGGGUCAGAAGCAAGGCCGCAUCAGCAUCCAGUCCGCCUUUUACGGUCGGCGGAGUGACGACGUUUGCUUGGUGGACAGCGACUCAUACGACGACGAGUACUGCGGAGUGGAAGGCAUCCUCCCUUACUACAAGAAAAUGUGCAACAGCCACCAAAAAUGCCACGUUGAGCUUUUGGAGAACGAUUCCUGCCCUGCCCCCUCCAAAUAUCUGGAAAUGGUCUAUAGCUGUGAACACAAAGUAUGUCUUGACAGUCUGGGCAUCGCGGACGGGAGCCUCGCAGACUCUUUCUUCAAAGCCUCCUCCUCGAUGGAAGACGCCACCGCAGAAAAAGCCCGCCUCAACGGGGAGUCCUGCUGGAAGCCGUCAAAAGCUCGUACGCAGAUAAUUGACAGCUUGGCACUGUGGUCUCCUGAGCGUUCCAAUGUCUUGUCCCCUCCAGCCGUCGGCAGCUGGAUCCAGGUGAACCUCGGUUACACAAGAAAAGUGACGGGGAUCGUGACCCAGGGGUGUGAUAGCGCUAAUAUUGGCUCCUGGAACAUUAAACUUGAGAUGCAGCUGAGCUUUAAUCGGAGGAAGUGGACAAAACACCCAGACGGGAAGUUCAUCGGUGGUGGGACUCAUCUGCUUGAGACCCCGGCAUUUGCUAAGUACGUCCGCAUUCUGCCGCUGGAGAGUCACCCAGAAUUUGGCCUCCGCUUUGACAUCUUGGGAUGCGCACAUGAUGAUGCGAUGACCUGUGCCAGACAGUUCAACAGCCUCCACUUGACCGAUUCGAUGACGUUCUACUGUCCACCUGGGUGUGCCAAAGACAAACACGUUGUCUUUGGAACGUUGGUCUACUCAGAGGACUCGCACAUCUGCGCGGCCGCUAUUCACGCUGGCGUCAUUGAGAACGACAUCGGAGGAGAUUGUAUUGUGAUGCGAGCUCCCAAACAGCCAGUCUACACGGGCUCCACUGGGAACGGGAUCAUCUCCAGACAUUCGGACGACCCCCUGGGGGAUUCUUAUACGUUUGCAGAUGGAGAGCGCAGAUGCUCGGCACCUGACUGGGAGGAGUUUGCGGGUUUCUGCUACAAAUUCUUUGAAGACGUAAAGAACUGGGAUGAUGCUCAACGGGUCUGCCGUGGUUUUGGUGCCGAACUGAUGUCCAUUCGCUCCAAAGUGGAGCAGGCGUGGGUUAAAAGUGCCUCUGAGUUUGAAACCAGCGAUAUGUGGACCGGACUGAAUGACCUGGUGCUUCCCGGCAUGUUUGUGUGGUCGGACCGCCACAAGGUGACCUUCACCCACUGGGCCGCAGGAGAACCCUACCAGCGUGUCGGCCUCGGCAAGCACUGCGUGGCUCAGUUAUGGCAGACUGGAAGAUGGAAGCUAAUGUCUUGCGCCCAAGUCAACAGCUUCAUGUGCAAGAUGCCCACAGUGCGCUUUCCAAUUACCUAAUUGAAGCCACAGGUGGCGCAGUAGAGUCCACCUUGGUGACAGCCCAAUGGCCCAAGACCGAUCGAUGCCCAUGGAGAAAUUUGACAAUGGCGCCCCCCAAGCAAGUCAUUGAAGAAGAAGAUUUAAUGCCCUCCCUACUCUGCUCAAUAAUUAUAAAUACCGUUUUUUUCCGUGUAUAGUGCGCAAAAUUUAAGUAAUUUAUUGUCCUAAAAUCUGGGGUGCGCAUUAUACAUGGGUACAAAAACUUUUUUUUAAUUUUUUUUUUAAUUUUUUUUUUUUUUUUCUU